CAGAUGAAGAGCAACAUUUUGCGACCUUCUUGGAGAAAAUAUUGGGAUUCUUGUACGUCGUAGAGUAAGCGUUUGCUUCUUGAUGGUCGUUGGUUAUUAGAGAUAAGAGCAAACCAAAUAAACCGUCGCAAAGAUGGCGAAAGAACACCACUCCGUUUCUGAACAGAUAGAGCGCGAGAAGACGCUCCCCUUCGGCCUCGGUCGUAUCCGGCCGCAGCCGGAAAUCAAGGCGCAUGAUUGGAUGCUGGAUGAAGAUGCGACGAUGGUGCCGCGCAGUUUUUUCGACCUGUACAUCAAGCCCAAUCUGAAGCCCCCGGCAGAGUGCGAGGAGGGUAGUGUCUUUCCCGAUUUCGAGGCUUUCUGUGCGAAAGGAGCGGCACAUGAGAGGGCGAAACGGGCGAAAGCGAAGGAGGACUACAAAGUUGCUAAGCCGGAGCUCGCUGGAGAUGAGAACGCGGACAUAGAAUCAGCGCAGCGAUCGUCGCAAGGAUCGAGUAAAAGCAAAGCACUUCUUUCAGAUUCAGAAGAUGCGCAAGCUGAUAAUAAAAAAGACGAUGAGCACGGAUCUCAAGGCGCCGGCAUCUUCUACCAGGGCUCCCUCCUGAUUCUCACACAGAAACCAGAAAUCGCACGUGAAAGUCUCAACCAGCGCCGGAGAGAGCUGGAAGAGCUACCACCAAUUGACGACAAACUUUCCGAUCAGGAGUACGUGGCUGCGCUCCUCGACCGAACCAGAAAGGUAGAAAACUUUCUUUCCGAACUGCGAAAGUGUUCUGGUGUGCUCAGCUACUCCAAUUUGAAAAGGUUGAUCGAAAAGCAGGAACGACGGUUAGAGAGAUAUGCCGCCGACAAGGAUUUCAAGCUUGCUUACUGUCUUGUAACCGGUUUGCAAAAAGAAUCAGCGUUUUUUCGGCCACUGUACCCGCAGCUUCUCCCCGGGCACAACAACUACACCGUGGACACUAGUUCUCAGAACGCGUCUAUUCCGCUGAUCGACUUCGAACUCAUCGAUCUUGGAGGAAACACAAUCGCCGGAGGCAGAGCGGAGUGCGUUGCAAAAAAUCUUAUCACCGGCUCCGCCUUCCACCUCGUGGCUGACGCUUUGUGCCUUAGUAGCCGUGCAGAAGAAGAACUGUUCGAGCUGUUCGACGACUACACCAAUGAAUAUUGGGAGGGCUAUCACGGCUUUCUCCAAAUUCCUCUGCGGUGGACCUUGGAAUGCGCGUUUGGGUGUAAGAUACUCCGGUCUCUGUGCAAGUUUCAAACAGCUGCUUUCAGACAAUUUACCCAGGAUCUAGAAAUUCCACCAGACUUCCUCGAGGUCGAGCCAAAAUGCGCGAGCGUUCUGUCGUUCUUGGGGUCUCCAUGCAUCGAUCUUCCCGCGGCCGGCGGUGCCUCCGGCUCCUCUGCAUCAACCGGAGCAUCGAAUCAUCAUACAACCGGCGGCAAUGAGAAUAGCAAUCGUGCGGCCGCUUCCGCUGCAAGCAGUUGUGCUCCUUCUAACGUCUCGUCUUCGGGCCAGCGACAAACUUUCCGCGGGGUGCGACUGGCGUGGUCGGAUUUGAGACGCGCUACUCUGCGUAAGAGAGUGCACAGGUACGUUUGUCGUAGGCGUCACCGCCUCAGCUACCGGUUGGUAGACUUCUCAAACGGAGAUAAGAAAGAUGAACCUCUCAAGUGGCGCGAGUACAAGAACCUCUCUGUCUGCGCCCACCCGCUCGCUCUUGGCUUUACCAUCGGGCCAACGGAUGGCGCCAUCAUCUCCGCGGGGCUCCGAAGGAGGCCCCCACCUGAUCAGAUCGAAGUCAAAGACGAUCUUUAUCAUCUCGAGGCUAUGUUCCUUCAAUUGAUUCAGCGCACGAGCGAGGAUUUUUGGAAACGACUUGCGAUUGAGAAGUGUCAAGAGAAAAUGCUACACACGCCACCGCUGCCCUGGAAGCUGCAUCUUCCUGCAGGCCCUCCGUCCGGGCCCGGGACGUUUGAGUAUUGCUUAGAGUACGACCUCGAGUGCUGCUUCAGAACAGAAGAAGAGGCGAAAGAUUUUUUUGACGAGUUGAAAACUAUGAUCACCGUCCUGCGCCGGUACAAAUUCGACGCUGACCUGGAAAAACUGCGAGAGAGCAUGCGAUUUGACUCCGACCUUGCGCGAGGAAUUUGUCCCUGGUUUUCCACAGUUUUUCCUGAUCAAGAUGCCCCCAUCAGCUUCGAAAAAGCCCGUUUUUGGAUCGACGGGUUGCCGGCAGACGCGCACCCGGACCUGCACAAACCGAAUUUCGGGAACGCAACCUGGGUGGACUUAGCGAAAGCGGUUUUUCCAAACCGCUUGGAAAAACAGGAAAGGAGAAAGAGCAAAAAUACCAAAGUUGUGUCGAAAGUUACAACCUGUUUGACGGAAGAUGAUAACGUGGAACAUCAGGAAGUGAAGGAAGAAGACACUGCUUUUGAAAACGAAGAAUUAUGCGCAGUGGACGAUCACGACGACGAAGAAUGCGUAGGAGUCCGGGAUCCGAUCCGGUUUUACUGCGUGUUUCCGGAAGAAGACGAGAAUAAAGACGAGAAUGAAGAUGACGAUGAGAGUGAAUACGGAGAUGAAUCGUCGGAGGAAUAGUGCGUGAAUCCAUCGGACAGAUACAACUUACUUCCGCCGCGUUUUUGAUUGAACGACGUGUGUAAAGAAGUUUUCGUUGCGAUGAGGAUCCUCUACUCCUUGUCCUUCCUCAUUUGCCUUGCUCUCAACAUUUUUAUAUCCACGAUCCAUGUGCCAGUAUUCGGCUAUGCUGGUCUGCGCUAGUCCGGAAAAUCGCUUUAGCGUUCUGUAAAAGGCUCUGAUGUCAAAAGU
This is a messenger RNA of Amoebophrya sp. A120, 2839 nucleotides long. Lineage: Eukaryota; Dinophyceae; Syndiniales; Amoebophryaceae. The record is from the annotation of a GenBank genome assembly.